This is a messenger RNA of Salvia hispanica, 1782 nucleotides long. RefSeq names its product Shugoshin C terminus. The record is from RefSeq and is a predicted model, not a curated record. Gene Ontology annotation, cellular component: chromosome, centromeric region. Gene Ontology annotation, biological process: maintenance of meiotic sister chromatid cohesion; meiotic sister chromatid segregation. Lineage: Eukaryota; Viridiplantae; Streptophyta; Magnoliopsida; Lamiales; Lamiaceae.
UUUCAAAUCCAAACAGACCACCACCAAAUCGAAGUGAGAGAUGGAGAGCGAUGGCUAAUUUGGCCUAAGCCGCUGCGUAGAUAGAGAGAGAAAGCUGCGUAUCGAGAGCUCCAGGAGGCAACAACGAUGUCGGAGAAGGAGGGGCUUCCGAAUCUCAACCUGCUGAAUGCAGCUCCAAUUGGAUGUAAUAAUAAAGUUGAGGUAGGAGCUGGGCCGUGCCCUCAGAUUUUGGCCAGGCGAAAGCUGGCUGACAUUAGCAACGUGCCACAGAAUUGGAAGUCACAGCCAAUACCCACGACUAUUACUAAAGAGUAUGUUGAACAGCUCCGGAAGGAAAACGUUGCUUUGGCGAUGAUGUUGGCGCAGAGAAACAAAAUAAUUGAACAGAGUGGAAUUGAGCUAGAAAAACUGAGGUCGAAUUUUAUUAAAAUGAGGGAUCAGAAUCAACAACUAGCUCUGUCACACACCCUCUUGCUUGCGGAACUAAAUUCAAGUAAAGAUAGGUUGAAACAAUUGCAACAUGAGCUUGGAUGCAAAAAUGGUUCGCUUCAAGCAAGGAAUUCCAAACUUGAGGAGAAUGUGAUUAAGGAAGACGAGCCCUCAAAAGAAGGCGAAGAUCAUAAAAAGCCUCGUAAGGCCAAAAAGAGAACGCGUUCACUCUGUUUGGGCUCAUCUGAAGAAUCGCAGUCCAAGGAUGAUGCUGGAAAUAGACUCCCAGUGAGGAGGCACUCCUCUAGGUUUGAGGUUUUCCAACCAGAUGACGAUAGUGUGUCUGAGAUGUAUGAUCCCAAAAUUCCCAAAUGUUCGCUUUCUGAUGCAUCGGUUAGCAAUGAAGAGCAUGUUGCUAAUAGACCCUCAGUGAGGAGGCAAUCUGCUGGGUUUAAGUCUGCCCCACCAUCUCCAAUUCCUGAUGAAACCGUCCAGGAGAAUGACUCAUCUAUUGCUGACAUGUCGGUUAUAAAUGAAGGUCAUGCUGUACAAAGACCCUCUGUGAGGAGGCAAUCCACUCGGUUAAAGGCCGUCACACCGUGUCCAGUUCCUGAUGAAACAGUCCACGAGAUUUCGGUUGAGACAGUCCAUGAGACUUCUGUUGAGACUUCGGUUAUAACUGAAGGCCAUGAUGCUAUAAAGAGACCCUCUGUGAGGAGGCAAUCCACUAGGUUAAAGGCCGUCACACCGUGUCCAAUUCCUGAUGAAACAGUCCACGAGACUUCGGUUGAAACAGUCCACGAGACUUCGGUUGAAACAAUCCAUGAGACUUCUGUUGAAACUUCAGUUAUAACUGAAGGCCAUGCUAUACAAAGGCCCUCUGUAAGGAAGCAAUCCAUUAGGUCUAAGACCAAAAUACCAAAACAGGCAGAUUAUCUGUCUGAGAUGGACUGUACCAUAUCUACCAACUGCACGUCUCUUGAUGAACCCGUCCCACCUGUCACAGAGAGUGGCUCCACUUCUGCAGACACACCCGUUGAGAAUGAAAACGACGGAAGCCGUUCUUCUGGUUGGGGCUGCGAUUCACAAGGGUCUAGAAAACCAUCUUUAGGCAGGCCAUCACGCGUGGCUGCAAGUAAGGUUCAAACCUACAGGGAGAGAUCUUUGAAAGAGAAAAUGCGUAGACCGGUGUGAGUGAACUAUGUUUGUAGGUAAGACUUUUGUUGUUAUCGUCGUUCAUAUAUUGUUCACUCUUUGAACAUGAGAUUCUUCUAACUCUUACUGUAAAAUUAGGCAAGAGAUGCUUCUUUUCGUAUUAUUAUGAUAUGGGAAAAUUAGAUUGAUUAUGUUACA